Sphenostylis stenocarpa is the source of this 1101-nucleotide messenger RNA. The record is from the annotation of a GenBank genome assembly. NCBI's taxonomy places the organism in Eukaryota, Viridiplantae, Streptophyta, Magnoliopsida, Fabales, Fabaceae.
AUGGCUUCGUCGAGGGACAAGGAACAAGCGCCGCAGCAUCACCACCAGCCUCUGUUGAGCAGCCUCGUCGUCCGCCCCUCCCACACAGAGGUCGCCGCCGGUGGUCGCGCAGGCGAUUUCGAGCCCGGUGAACUCCACCGCGAUCCUCCUCCCUACUCUCGCUCCGACCGAUAUCCCGACGAACCUGGAUAUAGAAUUCGUGCAGGUUCCUCAUCUCCAGUUCACCGAAGAGAUGCAGAUCACCGUUUUGGUUCUGAUUAUAAUAGCCUAUCACGAAACCGAGGAUAUGCUGGUGGGAGGGAUCCAGGUAGAUAUCGAGACCCUUCACCUCCGUAUGGUCGAGGUAGAGUAGGUGGCAGGCCAAUGGGUAGAUCUUUUGAUGGCCAUGGCUUUGUUUCUGGAUUUGCUAGAGGGGAAGGCAACAGUAGAAAUAAUCCCAAUGUGCGUCCUAGAGAGGGUGACUGGUUUUGUCCUGAUCCCUUGUGUGGUAAUCUUAACUUUGCAAGGCGUGACCAUUGUAACAGCUGUAACAGGUCUCGCAAUGCACCUGCUAGAAGUCCUCGAAGGGCUUAUCCUGCACCUCCACCACUUCAUGCUCCUCCUAGACGCUUUCCUGGACCUCCCAUUGACCGCUCUCCCGAAAGAACUUUGAAUGGCUAUAGAUCUCCUCCUCGUGGGUUGGCAAGGGAUGGCCCUAGAGAGUACGGAUCUGUUGCACUGCCACCCCUCAGGCAUGAAAACAGGUUUCCAGAUCCCCAUGUCCGUAGAGAGAGAAUGGAUUACAUAGAAGAUGCGUACAGGGGGAGAAACAAGUUUGAGAGACCGCCCCCGCCAGACUGGGAUAACAGAGACCGUGGAAGAGAUGGCUUUUCUGAUGAAAGGAAAGGAUUUGAAAGGAGGCCACUGUCACCCCCUGCACCUCUUUUGCCUUCCCUUCCUCACCAUCGUAAUGGUCGGUGGGCUCGUGAUGUGAGAGAGAGAAGCCGCUCUCCAAUAAGAGGUGGCCUACCACCAAAAGACUAUCGCCGGGAUACGUUCAUGAACCGUGGAAGAGAUGAUAGGCGUGGUAUGGGUCGAGAUAGAAUUGGAGGAAUAUAUUAG